AUGUUUCAACAAUACUACAAAAAAGACUUCCAACGGUACAUUCCUGAUUGGAUUACCACCAUAAUCAUCUUCUUAGCCUUUGCAUGCUACUUAGAAUGGGCAAUUCCUUAUGCCAGACCUUUUAAACUUUCAAAUCCCGAUAUUCAACAUCAAUUUGCUGAGGUUCAAAUAGUUAAUGAUUUUGGUCUUUACGUGUUAACAUUCAUCAUCCCUUUGACUAUCAUGUGUGCAUUGAUCUUCACUUCCAAGAAGGAUAGGUACGAACAAGUUCAUCAUUUACACAUGACACUUCUUGCCUUUACAUUAAAUUUCGUAUCAGUUGGAGCUGUAACUGAUUUCUUGAAAAUCUGGAUCAGUAGACCUAGACCUGAUUUUUUAUCUCGUUGUUUACCAAAACCCGAUACUCCUUUGGAUACUUAUGUUACAAUUGAAGUUUGUUCCACAUUCACUGAAGCUACGAACUGGAGACUUAUUGAUGGAAUGAAAUCAUGUCCUUCAGGUCACUCAUCAUUAGCUAUGAGUGGAGCUAUUUUCUUAGCUUUAUGGUUGACUUAUGAAUGGAAAUUAACUAAAACUUCUUCUGUUCAUUGGUGGAUACUUUCCUGGGGUUACGUAUUAGUAGGAGCAUGCAUUGGAAUUUCCAGAUCAAUUGAUUAUCGUCAUCAUCUUACAGAUAUUCUUUUUGGAUUCUUACUUGGAGGUGUUGGAGCAUUCUUAUCAUAUAAGAAAUAUUUCCCUAUAGAGACUGCGGAUAAUCUUCCUUUAUAA
This is a messenger RNA of Yamadazyma jaroonii, 768 nucleotides long. NCBI's taxonomy places the organism in Eukaryota, Fungi, Ascomycota, Pichiomycetes, Serinales, Debaryomycetaceae. The record is from the annotation of a GenBank genome assembly.